GUUUUGAAAGUGUUGUUACUAAUCCCGUUUGCUGUUUCCUAGCUUCAGUUAGGUUCCCCAAUAACUUGUAGAUGGUUGCUGCACUGUGAUUGAAUCUAAUUCAAAUAAAUUAUGAUGCAUCUUAACGAUGAAUAUGUUAGACUCUGUCACGGAAUUUAAAAUGAUGUUCUAGCUACAACUACUCUAAGGAAAUAGCUUUAACAGGAUGAGUGCAUGUUUAUUUUCUCAGCACUUUUGGGGAGAAAAACAUUCAGGGUUUGAUGCUAUGUAUCAAAAUUUCAAAUUAUGUUAUCGCACUUCGUCUGAAUUUGCCGAAUUUCUCCGUGAAAGUUAUACAGCAGAAGACAAUUAUUACAAAACACUAGUUAAACUAUCUAAACAAGCAGGAUCAUACAACAGCACUAGUAGUUUCAAACCAUGCUGGGCUCUCCUCAAGCAGUUUAUUGAUCAAAUCUCCCAGGUCCACUUAACUAUCGCACAAGAACGACAGAAUCUAUCAAGAGAUGUACAAAAGUAUCUGGAGGAGCAACACAAGCGGCAAAAGCUGAUCAAAGAUACAGAAGCUUCAACGCAGGAAGUUGUACAUGCUUUUCAGGUAACUUCCGUUCAACUUCAGAAGGCGAAGGAGGCAUAUCAUUCACGUUAUAAUGAAUAUGAACGUGCUAUGCGCUUGGAGUCUGGUUCUAAUCGAGAUCAAGAAAAACUGGAGGUCAAGCUUAAGAAAGCUCAGGAUGAGUACAAAUAUUCGGUUGAAAAGUAUAAUAACCUACGCAACCAGUUCGUGAGCAAAAUGCACAUCUCUUGUGCCCAGUUUGAGGAAAUCGAAGUUUCGCAUCUGGAACAGAUGAAAGAAUUUCUGCAUCGGUAUGCAUCUGUCUGGUCCAUCACGGGUGAUGCUUUAGGCAAAUUACACAGUCAGUUUGAUCGUGAUUUAACUGAGUUGACUACAGACAGAUUACUGAAUAUUCUUGUAACCGAAAGAGGCACUGGGACUUUGGAACCACAAGGUGUGCAGUUUGAAGAUGCAGAGGUUGCUGCCGCGUUUUCAUCAAAUGCAACUGAACGUUCCAACGGAAUAACAACCAAUGGUGUUCGUGUUCUAGAGGCAUUUUUCGCUCGCGAAGCUAGAGCUGCCUCUGCACUUGCAAUUGUAGGUUCUGGUACCAAAGAUAAUGGUGAAUCAAGUCUCAACAGCUUAACAGAUGUUAGAUCAGAUGCAAUCUCUGUGACUAGCAUUUCCGUAGGUGUUGUGCCGUCGGUAACAAAUGUAUCAAUUUCUGGCAAUGGAACUGCAAGACGCCGAGAAGGAUUUUUUCGUCGACGCCGUAAUUCCUUGUCACAGGAUCCUGCUCCUGCUGUCGGUGGCAAUAAUGCAUCAGGAUCGUCCACCUCAGUCGGUGCGGCCAUUGGGACAAACACCAAUAUUCAAGCUAGUGGUAGUAUUAAUCUCAGUGCUUUCACCGUCGUUGCCAAACGUGGGAUUCGCCGACUAGGCACUCCUUAUUCAAAUGGUAAAGAUAAACCAAUAAAGCAAAUGGACAAGUCAGAUACCAUUACUUCAAAAAGUGAUGAUUGGCGGACUACUACACCCGUAGAAUUACCGAAAGACGAAGACGGUUAUAACAUUAGACCACCUGAUCCAUGGGGUGAAAACUCGUCAAAUUUCAAUCAUUCUGAGGCUGAUGACUCAGGUUCCGAAGAAGAUCUAGAAAACAAAGCGAACAAAACAUUUCAUGGACUAAAAGUUAAUAUCCGUCCAGUUGGAGAGUUUGCUCCAGGAGUAGCGCUUAAAUAUAAUGGGGAUAAAUUAGAAUCUCGUCCAAAGCCUUUAGAAACAAUAAGAAGUCCUAAAAGCACUGGGAAUUCACAAGUCCCUUUACUUAUUGAUCAUCGUAUCGGAUCAACACUUCGAUCACCACGUUCAAGCAUAUCUUCAUAUCAAAAUAUUCCUAUCACUGCAGGAUCGGAUGGCGUAUCAAAUCAUGAUUUGAUUAAUGCAUUACCUCUCCCACCAUUGUUACCGCCACCUCCUCAACCGCCAUCGUCAUCAGUGUCAUCAUCUACCACCGAAUCUUUCGCUGCUAUCGGUGCUGGUGGUUCAAUGCGUGCUCGGAAUGUCGGUUUGUCAUCGUUUAAUACACUCAGUAAGGGUCAUUCAAUAUCGGCGAUACGUCCACGUGGAUACAGUUGCAAUACAUGGACUAAAAGCAAAUUAUCCACUCUUCCACGAAGAUAUCGCAGUAAAGUUUACACAAAUAAAAGUAUUUUACACGGAGCUUUUGUCACUUCUCAAAUUAAAGGAAAUUCAAGUCAAGUAAAUUCUGAAAGAUCAUUGGAAUCAAAAGAUGAAACUAACAGUACAACUUUCAAUUUGUCGUCUUUUGAUGCCCUAUUCACAGUACAAGAAACCAAUACAAAAGAUAUUCCUUCAAAUAAUACUAAAGAUUCUAUUCAGAAGGACUACUCUUCAGAUUUUAAAUUUGGUUUUAAAGAUUCUGUUAGUUGUAAUAGUUUAGUAGAUACUUUACAAAGAAGUUCAUCAUCUGUAAUGGGUGUUAAUCUAUCACCUGUAAAGAACGAUGAUGGUGGUGGUAGCUUAGUUCGACGAUGUUCUAGUACAGCACCUACUUCAACAGAUAAUGAAUCAUUUGAUCAGUCUAAUUGGAUGGCGUUUGAAACAAAUUCAACUGAAACAAGCAAAUCCUUCAGUACUUGUGUACCUUGGCCAUCUUUUAACGCUAAUAUACAUGGUACUGUAGUUGGUAAAGAAGCUCGACCUAUUCCUGAACCUCCAACACGCCUUCAUAAUCAUCCGAAUAAUAGUUCUACUAUUGAACCAAGUAUUACACCUUCUCCUUCUACCCAUUCAGUUAAUUUGCCAAAUAAUUCAAUUUGCUUAGCUGCUGCAUUUACAGAGACUUGGCAUGCCCGGUUUUUUAAUGGUGGUGGUAGCUCUUUUUCAACCGCAGCCUCUACUGGUCAACCUCCCAUUCAAACAAUCUAUGGUAGUUUAACACUUGCAUUUCCACGUGCGGAUAUGGAGCAAAGACUAUUCAAUAAAUCACUUAUUCCCCCUCUUGUGUUUAGAAUUACAAAUGCCGAAAGAUUAAAAGAUCUACAACCUAAACUUUCUGGCUCAUCAAUCAGUUUAUUUUCUGAAAGUACAACUCCUACUACUGAUACACCUCAACCAAUUUUACUCGAAAAUUUGACAGAUAACAAUGCAACACAAAUAAUCAAUAGUGGUAAUAAUAUUAGUUCAGAUUAUAUGCUUACUAUUCCUGGUGAUGUUCUUUCACGUUAUCUUGCUCCAUUGAUAAUUGCUUAUUCAGAUGAAAACUCAUUUUCUUGUAGUGAUACAUCUGAUAAAUUAAAUUCUUCUUUUACAUCUUCUAAUGCACCUACAUAUGUUAAAUUAGAUGUAUUAACUUAUACAGUUGAUGUAAAUGCCGACAUUAAAGGUUACUAUUCUAGUCUUACACCUCCAAUACAUUUAUGUACUUACUGGCGUUGUGAAGCAUUAACCACAGAUUUUCGUUUGGAUUAUACAGCACAAUGGCCUACACCAACUGCUGCUAAGGAAUCUGUGAAAAAUACUGGAGAUUUGCGAAUAAAUCUCAUGAUUGAUGGAACUGUUAGUCAUAUGCAAAGUCUUCCAGUUGGUACGUGGCUCCCAGAAGUUAAUCAUGCUACAUGGCGUAUCCCACUUCACAAUGCUAAUAUUGAUCGUGACUUAUCAAGGGAUACUACUAGUAAUAAUGCACAUCGAUCCGAAUUCACUUCGAAAUUUGAUGCAACUGGUACUGUUCGAGCGAAAUUCACAUUAACAAAUGGUCCAGGAAAGCCACAACCUGUUAGUUUACAAUUCUAUCGUGAAGGCUCCUCAGCUAGUGGUGUACAAUUAUUUGUUAUUUCAUCUGAUUAUCAUAUGAAUUUAUGUAAAUAUCGUUUGAUUGGUGAUCGGUAUAUAUGUGAUCCACCAACAAAUCUGAAUCGUUUUCACUCAAAUUCAACGCUUCAAUUAGAACAAAGUAACAAUAAUAUAAAAGAAAAAUUUGGUUCUCUAGUUGUUACUGAAAACAAGAGCGUUAAAAAUAAAAAUGAUAGUAUAAAUGAGCAUAAAAUAAAUUCAACUAAUUUAUCUGCAAUCUCUGAUACGAUUAAAUUUAGUCAUUUACAGUAAAAGUGAUUUUUCAUUUUUUGUGCCUUCAAUGAAUCCAUUAAUUAAAUAUGCAUAAUUUCCUUUGAAAAUUAGUUAUAAUUUGAUUCAAUGAACUCUUGUGCCAACUAAUUCUCUUGUUAUUAUUGUUACAUUAACUAACUGAUAUUGCAAAUACACCACAUAAAUCAUUUUACACCUGAUUAACUAGUUUUAUAUAUAUAUAAAUUCUUCCUUCUCUUUCUGUUUGCAUUCAUUUACUUAUUCUAAGUGAUUAUUAUUAUUUUGAGAACAUUUAAAGCAAAUAUGUAAAUUUCGGUAAUUACUCGUCGAGUUUUACAAUUACAAAAUAAAAAUAUUUGAGUUCGAUUGCACUGAAUCGAAUUCUAUGUGAAACAUGUACUUCUGUUUUAUUCUCAUUAUUCUCAGCUGUGUUUUACACACACAUAUAUAUACUUGUUCAUAUUAUUAAUAAUUCAUUCAUUCUAUUAUUCUUUUACAAAAGUUUUACCAAACUAGAUUUGAAUAAAACUUACAUGACUUUCUUAUAUUGGCUAUCAUCACACUGUAUCAUUUAAUUCAUAUACGCCUAUAAUUAUUCAACUAACCAUGAUGGUUCGAAUACUUUGAUGAAUAAAUAUUUUUAUUUUUGUAAAUUGUUUAAUGAGAAAUCACUGAGAUUUAUAUAUCUGCUCAAAUGAUUUUGUCAAUUUAUAAUGAUGGGGAUCGCUUAGCAUUAUUACAUCAUUAAUAAAAAAAACUAAUCAACUGUCAAUCUAUCUAUACUGACCACCUAAUAAUAUGUAUUGAUUAUUCCAGUGUAUAUUGAAUCCCCCUAGUAUGUUCUCGCUUAAAUCUUUACUACAAUAAUUCUUUUAAUCAGAAUAAUUAUCUUAGAGGGAGCUAGAGAGGUGGAAAUCGGUACUUUUCGUCUUUUACUGCUUAUGUCAUCUUUCGUACGGAAUGCUUUCUCGUGUAUUUGUCCAAAUGAUACCUAAUACCUACCUGUUUAUGAAUAAUUUCUUAUGUAUGUCAGUAUUAGUUACUCAUGUGUACUGAUAAUCGUUGAGAUAUUGAUUGUUUAUUUCGUUAACACCAACAUACAGAUAAUUGGAUUCUGCAUUGUACCUUUUCAUAUACCUGUUUUUAUCACCUACUAUCCUUCCAACAAAAUGUAAAUUUAAUACUGACUUCUCUUUCAUUUCAAUUAUUAUUAUUAUCAUUAUUAAUAAUCUUAACAAUUUGUGCUGAGAAAGUAUGGAUUAGUAAUUAAGUUCGAUUCAUUUAUUCUUUGCCCGUUUUCAUUGAAUUUUUCUGCCUUUCCUCUUGCACUGAGAUGAGUAGCCAUAUAGUCACUUAAUUCGCAUGUUAAAAAAUUCUCUGUCUAUCUUUAAAUAUUUUACUUCGAAUAAUGUAUAUUAUUGAUUCUUAGUCGUGUUGUCAAUUCUGGUAGUCAGAUUUUAAUGAUGAUGACUAUCAUUAUCAUCAAAUUAAUAAAUUGUUAAUUGAUGAGUAGACUGUAAUGUUAUGCCUUUAUUACUGCAAAUAAUGAUUACUUACUGUAUGCUUGUCGAUAACUUAGUAUAAGCUUGUGUAUAUUUAGCUUUUCUGGCCAUCAGCGACUAUCUUGCUACGUACCCAAACCGAAAUUUCCAGAGCUAGAUUCAUAUUUGUGAUCCAAGCAUACUAAAUGUCAAAUUUUCUAACCAAUUAACUAUUGAUAUUUCUAUAACUGGAACAUACAGUCAACAUUUUACUAAAAGUGUUCAUCAGUUAUUUAAAACGAAUUUACCAACUUACUAUCAAACAUUAUGAAAGCAAACAUAAGAUAUAAAUCUAACUCAAAGAGUAGAGAUAACAGGUAUAGUGAUGAUGGUCUAGUCCUUCUCAAAGUUUGAUUGUCAGUCUUUAGCAUUACAAUCGGUAUUUUUAUCUUACAAUUUAUGCUUUCCAAGUAAGCAUAACAGUGAUACUAUCAAACUGGUUCACAUUGUAACUUAAUUUUAUAUUGAUAAUCCCACUUACCAUACAAACGUUCAUGUAAUCAACUUUGAACCGCACUGUUUGAAGGUUAGUGAUAUUGCCCCGGCUUCCUAGACCAAAAAAGGUACAAAAACCUUCAACCACUAAAACACUGCUUAACAUCUGUGUACGCAUUCUGAUGUUCACAAAAUAAUAUUUGUUGGUCUUUUAUUAUUCAAUACAAAUAUGCAUUCGGUUAUACCUACAUGAAUAUAAUUUGUUUUUUUAACUAAAGAAAAAAAGUUAUUUGUUAUAAAGAGACAACGGCAUUUCAAACUGUUACGUAUAACAAAAACCCACUUUACAUGCGGCAAUAUUCUACUCUAAUAUGUUUUCUAUCCAUUUAUAUAAUUGCAAUCUACUUCUUGAAUUUAUUGAAGCCUAUCUUCUUUUUUUAUAUCUAUCUACCUUUUUAUUAUUUUCUCUAUCAGUUGUGAUUUAUUUUCAAUGUUUCUGCUAUUUUAUUCAAACCACAAUUAAUAUGUUCAUUUUAAAAAGUAGAACAUCAAUUGAUUUGCUUUUUCAAAUACAUCGAACGUGUUUAGCAACAUAGUUCUGUCAAUUAUAUUAGUAACUAUCUUUUUUCUUUCUUUUCCAUAUUUUUAGUUUAAACAAAGUAUGUGGUAAGGUUCAUUUAAAUAAAAAUGAAUUACAGUAAGACAAUCAUUUUUUCAUCUGAAAUUUUGUAUUUUCAAAAUGAUUAUUAUUUACUACAUAAAAUCACAUAAACUGAUAAGAACUAAGUAUUCAACUUUAAAAUUCCGUUCUGUUAUUGUAUAACUUUAUAAUUAGGCUUCAUUACAAAAUGAUAAUUUAC
Messenger RNA from Schistosoma intercalatum, 6998 nucleotides. The record is from the annotation of a GenBank genome assembly. Lineage: Eukaryota; Metazoa; Platyhelminthes; Trematoda; Strigeidida; Schistosomatidae.